AUGCACUCGGCCCCACCAAACUUCCUUGACUCUGCCCCCAUCCCCAUUUCUGGCAUAAUUUCUGACCCCGAUUCCCCCGCUGGUCUUGCUGCUUUCUCAGAACCCAGCUCGGAUCUUCAUCUGUUACCUGAAUCAUCUGCAAGUGCUCUGCAAAUAGAUUCAUCUUUACCUUCUUCUUUCUCUUCUUCCUCCUCCUCAUUGUCCUCUUCAUCAUCAUCAUCAUCAUCCUCUUCCAUCCAUCCUUCAAACCUUCUUCCUCAGAGAAUCCACUCUCGUUAUUACGAUACCUUCUUGUCCUCAUCCUCUUUAGAUAGUAGUAGCCCCAUCCCGCAUGGCCCUCUAGCUAAUACCACACAACCUCUACAACAGAACUUCUACAUGGAUGACAAGAAUACUCAUAUGAUUGGACUCAACGAUUCUCAGGUCCAAAAAUUCCCACCUCCUCAACAGCUUCAGUACCCCCCUCAACAUCCUCAACAGCAACCGCAACAAUCACAGCAACAACACCCAAAUAUGGCCUCCAUCUCUUCUUCUCCUUGGGGGCCAAACACUCACGAUAUUAAUACCACGAACCAACAACCCCCUUAUUGGAUUGACAAUGCUUCUUCAAAUCGUGGUGGACUCAAGCCUCAAGGAUUUGUCUUGAAUCAAGGAAAUGGCCUUCAACAACAACCUAUGAAUUCUCUUCAACAACAACAACCACCACCCAUGGGCCCUCCUCCACCUCAACAGCAACAGCAGCAACAUCAGCUUCAACCUCCUCAACCUCAACCUUCUCCUUCAGGACUUCAACAAUCAGCUUCUUCUGCAAGCUCUAUUGAUGAAGAAUUAAUCCCAACCGCUAUUGUCAUUAAAAACAUUCCCUUUGCCAUCAAAAAAGAGCAACUUCUUGAAGUAAUGAAUAACCUUCAUCUUCCCAUCCCAUAUGCUUUUAACUACCACUUUGACAAUGGCGUUUUCCGCGGCUUGGCUUUUGCAAACUUUGCUUCUCCUGAAGAAACUAGUGCUGUCAUUAGUAACCUUAAUGGAAGGGAAAUUGGGGGCCGCAAGCUUCGUGUUGAGUACAAAAAAAUGCUCCCCCUUGCCGAGCGGGAGCGCAUUGAACGUGAAAAGCGUGAAAAGAGAGGCCAGCUUGAGGAGCAACAUAGAGGACCUAGCUCUAAAGGUGUUCGUGGCCAUAAUCAUCACCAUCAUAAUUCUCACCAACACCAGCACCAACACCAACAAUCGCAGCCUCAACCUCCCCCAAAUUCUCAACAGGCUCAACAACAACAACAACCUCUUGUUCAAGGCUUGAACCAGCAGCCUCAGCUUGGACCCGGGAACUUUGCUCAACAGCAGCAACAGCAACAGCAACAGCAGCAGCAGCAGCAGCAGCAGCAACAUCAGCAGCAACAGCAACAGCCUCAGCAGCAACCUCAGCAGCAACCCCAGCAGCAACCUCAACAACAACCCCAGCAAUUACAUCUUGGUGGGUCUUAUGGUAAUUCUUUGAACUCUUCAUCUCCUGGUCUGUCUUCUGGUGCCAAUUCUGGCAUUCUUUCUUCUUCUUCUCCUGUCAGCUCUGGCGGUUCAUCGGGAUCCCUUACAAAGGUGGACCUUAAUGACCCAGAAAAUCUCGAGAUUUACUCCAAGCUGCUCUUGUUUAAGGAUGAUCGCUCGCGCUCCCAGCUGGUUUUCCCCCCUUCUCUGUCUCCUCAUCAGCGCAGAAGUGCCAUGAUUCUAAGCCAGCAGUUUGGUCUUGCCUUUAGCACUCAGGAUAAGGGUGGCUCUAUCAUUAGUCGCAUCAGCAAUCAAUCUUUUUCUUCUCCUCAGAAUCAGACUCCUCAACCUUAUCUUCAACCGCAAACUUUCCAACCGCAUCCCCAACAACAGCAAGCUUUGCAACAGCAAAUCCCCCAGAUGCAACAGCAACAGCAGCAACAACAGCAGCAGCAGCAACAACAACAGCAGCAACAGCAGCAACAAAUUCAGCAACAACAGCCUCAGCAGCAGCAAACCCCUCUUCCUCCUCCCGGAAUCUUUGAGGGACACUCGCUUUCUGGCCAAAAUAGCAUGAGCACCACCAACUUGAGCAGCUUUAACCAGUCUUCUCCUCUUGGCCUGCAGCACCCUCAACCUUUGAGUCCUGGGGUAAACUCUAUGCACCUGCAGUCUUCCCAUAGCAACAGCCUUUUAUUUUCCCAGGCCCCACCGGGAACCCAACCCCACCAAUUUGGCUCUACUAACGCAAUCUCUGGAGGAAUCCCCACUGGUAAUUCUGUUUCCGGGUCUCCUCAAAAUGUUUUGCGCGGUACCAAGUCCUUUGCUGACAUUCGCGCACCCUUAAGCAGUUACACCAUUUCUUCACCAGGUACUCCUACUGGGUCUCCCUUUUUCCCUUCCCAAACUCCUCCACCCCAGAUUCAACAACCUCCUUCUACUGUUCCCUUGUCGUUGUCGUUGCAGCAGCAGAGAGGUGCAUACGCGGUUUACAACCAAGUGUCUCCUCAGCCUUACUUGCAACAACAACAACAGCAGCAACAACAGCAACAGCAACAGCAGCAGCAGCAACAACAACAACCACACCCUCAGCAGCAACAACAGACUUUGCAGCAACAGCAGUUGCACCAGCCUCAGCCUACUCAGUUUGGCGGGCUUCACCCUUCUCAGUUGCAUUCCGGCGGGUUUGGUAAUACCACUCAUGAUUUCCAAUUUGGAGGACACCAGCAGCCGCAGCUCCAGCAACAGCAUACUCCGCCUAACCAGCAGCAUCAGCAGCAGCCUAACCAGCAGCAGCAACAAUACCCUUCAUUCAAUCAGCAACAGGUUCUUUCCCAGCACCAACACCAACAACAGCAGUUGCCUCCUCAGCAACAGCAGCCUCAACCACAACAACCACAACCACAACAGCAACAGCAGCCGCAGCCGCAGCCGCAGCAGCAGCAGCAGCCACAGCAACAACAGCAAGUCUACCCUCAAGCCCAAUUUGGAUCUUCGUCGUUUAAUACUACCGGAUCUGCGGGUUCUGGAUUUGGGUCCUUGACUGAUUCAUUUUCUAGCCUGCUGCACAUUAGCGCAACGCCCACCACGACUACCACGACUUCUACGACAACGACGACGGGAGGCUCGGGAUUAUCUCGGGCUCCCUCUGUAACGAAUAUCACGACCACGAAUGCGACGAACAACAAUAACAAUAAUAACGCAACGACUACGAUGACGACGCCUUCUGGGAACUCAAUUGCUGCCUCGAGCAGUGGUAGCACUGGGAGCACUAGUCCAUCACCCAGUGUGAAGAGCAUCCAGAAUGGCCUUGACGGACAAAAAGGCUCCAAGCCUGACUCGGAGAUGACCAAGAAGGAUGUUGCAAAUGGAGGCAGUGGUAAUGGAAAGGAGAGUAGCUCAUCUACGUCUAAUUCAGCAGCCACUGCAGUAGGAGCAACAACUGGAGCUGGGGUCAUUGGGUCUAAGCUCGGAGACUCUGAUGUGAAUACGACUGUUAAUGUUAACGAUUCUAAUGAGGUUAUGCAUCGCAAUGACUGA
Molecule: messenger RNA, 3522 nt
Organism: Magnusiomyces paraingens
Lineage: Eukaryota; Fungi; Ascomycota; Dipodascomycetes; Dipodascales; Dipodascaceae
Exons: 1
Coding region: 1-3522 (1173 amino acids)
Cellular component (GO): nucleus; cytoplasm
Molecular function (GO): mRNA binding
Source: RefSeq, a predicted model, not a curated record